This is a messenger RNA of Ictidomys tridecemlineatus (thirteen-lined ground squirrel), 2284 nucleotides long. The record is from RefSeq and is a predicted model, not a curated record. NCBI's taxonomy places the organism in Eukaryota, Metazoa, Chordata, Mammalia, Rodentia, Sciuridae.
CGGCCAGGCCCAGCGCCGGCGUAGGAGGGAGCAGCUCCAGCCUGGGCAGCGGCAGCAGGAAGCGUCCUCUGCUCGCGCCCCUCUGCAACGGGCUUAUCAACUCUUACGAGGACAAAAGCAACGACUUCGUAUGGUGGGUCUGAGGAGCAGCCCCCUCGCUCAACUCCCCAUCUGCUUUGAUAUGAUCGAGGAAGCAUACAUGACGAAGUGUGGCCACAGCUUUUGCUACAAGUGUAUUCAUCAGAGUUUGGAGGACAAUAAUAGAUGUCCCAAGUGUAACUAUGUUGUGGACAAUAUUGACCAUCUCUAUCCUAAUUUCUUGGUGAAUGAACUCAUUCUCAAACAGAAGCAAAGAUUUGAGGAAAAGAGGUUCAAAUUGGACCACUCAGUGAGUAGCACCAAUGGUCACAGAUGGCAAAUAUUUCAAGAUUUGCUGGGAACUGAUCAAGAUAACCUUGAUUUGGCUAAUGUCAAUCUCAUGUUGGAGUUACUAGUGCAGAAGAAGAAACAACUAGAAGCAGAAUCACAUGCAGCUCAGCUACAGAUUCUUAUGGAAUUCCUCAAGGUUGCAAGAAGAAAUAAAAGAGAGCAACUGGAACAGAUCCAGAAGGAACUAAGUGUUUUGGAAGAGGAUAUUAAAAGAGUGGAAGAAAUGAGUGGCUUAUAUUCUCCUGUCAGUGAAGAUAGCACAGUGCCUCAAUUUGAAGCUCCUUCUCCAUCACACAGUAGUAUUAUUGAUUCCACAGAAUACAGCCAACCUCCAGGUUUCAGUGGCAGUUCUCAGACAAAGAAACAGCCUUGGUAUAACAGCACAUUAGCAUCAAGACGAAAACGACUCACUGCUCAUUUUGAAGACUUAGAGCAAUGUUAUUUUUCUACAAGGAUGUCUCGUAUCUCAGACGACAGUCGAACUGCAAGCCAGUUGGAUGAAUUUCAGGAAUGCUUGUCUAAAUUUACUCGAUAUAAUUCAGUACGACCUUUGGCCACAUUGUCAUAUGCUAGUGAUCUCUAUAAUGGUUCCAGCAUAGUCUCUAGUAUUGAGUUUGACAGAGAUUGUGACUAUUUUGCAAUUGCUGGGGUUACAAAGAAGAUUAAAGUCUAUGAAUAUGGCACAGUCAUCCAGGAUGCAGUGGAUAUUCAUUACCCUGAGAAUGAAAUGACUUGCAAUUCCAAAAUCAGCUGUAUCAGUUGGAGUAGCUACCAUAAGAACUUGUUAGCUAGCAGUGAUUAUGAAGGCACUGUUAUCCUGUGGGAUGGAUUCACAGGACAGAGGUCAAAGGUCUAUCAGGAGCAUGAGAAGAGGUGUUGGAGUGUUGAUUUUAAUUUGAUGGAUCCUAAACUUUUAGCUUCAGGUUCUGAUGAUGCAAAAGUGAAGCUGUGGUCCACCAACCUAGACAAUUCAGUGGCAAGCAUUGAGGCAAAGGCUAACGUGUGCUGUGUUAAAUUUAGCCCUUCUUCUAGAUACCAUUUGGCUUUUGGCUGUGCGGAUCACUGUGUCCACUACUAUGAUCUUCGUAACACUAAACAGCCAAUCAUGGUAUUCAAAGGACACCGAAAAGCAGUCUCCUAUGCAAAGUUUGUGAGUGGUGAGGAAAUUGUCUCUGCCUCAACAGACAGCCAGCUAAAACUGUGGAAUGUGGGGAAACCAUACUGUCUACGUUCCUUCAAGGGUCACAUCAAUGAAAAAAACUUUGUAGGCCUUGCUUCCAAUGGAGAUUACAUAGCUUGUGGAAGUGAGAAUAACUCUCUCUACCUGUACUAUAAAGGACUUUCUAAGACUUUGUUAACUUUUAAGUUUGAUACAGUCAAAAGUGUUCUGGACAAAGACCGAAAAGAAGAUGAUACAAAUGAAUUUGUUAGUGCUGUGUGCUGGAGGGCACUACCAGAUGGGCUGGAUGGUUUGUAACACUUUAGAAAAAUUUCCUGACUGGAAGAGGGCCAAUCUGAAUGAACUCUUAUCUGUCUUGGGAGAGGAAGGAAAGAAGAUUCUGAGCAUGGACCCUGACUUCCAGGAAGACUGUGGCUCCCAUCUUCUCCUAAAUGCCCCACUCUUCUUUCCCAGUGUCCAGACUAGAGAAGGGCAGGAAAGGAAAAAAGGGAGGAGACAAGCAGGUGGUGGAAAACUGAGGCAACCCUAUUAGUUACUUCUUUCUUAAAGUAAAUUUACACAAAAUAUAAAUAUUCCAUAUCUUUAAUGUCCACUAUAGUGUGGAUAGCUUCCGGGAAAAUAUUUGUUGCAUUAGAUAUUUCAUAGUGAAUGUUGUAAUUAAAUCAACAAAAUAUG